GGGCACAAACCUCAGAAAUUCAAAAUCUAUCCGAAUGUGAUUAUGGCAAUGAGAUACACUGAACGCUUGGAUGAGUAUUUCCCCGACUGGUUGUGGAAGACCAUGGGUGCAACAUAUGAGCCAUUCGACCUGAAUAUGCCAAAGGCUUUACCAGUUGAUCGCCCAGUACAUGUUUACGUAAACGAUCCACCAAUUACUAAUACUGGUGACAUUCUUGCUCGACUACUCGCUCGAGGCAUGUAUGCAACUGGCUACGUUCCAGAUAUUAUCUACUGUACACCAGCCCUGAGGUGUCUUCAGACGGCUCACGCUGUCAAACAAGUUAGCGGAACCAAAGCUUUAAUAAGAGUAGAGCCUGGAUUGUUUGAAUGCUUCUCGAAUUAUCCGUUGGGCCUGCCUAAAUUUGCAAACUCUGACCAACGAGCUCGAUUCGGUGUUGAUGAAAAUUACGUACCUCAUACUAAAUUAGAAAAUAUUGUUGCCCACGCUCAUACCGUUGAUAUUGCUGCUGGAACAUUUAUAAGGGAAAUGCGACUGUCAAAUGAUUCUGAGCUAGCUGUUGCUCCUAAAAAAAUACCGCAUGGAAGCUUAUUGAUAAUGGAGCGUGUAGAGGGACGAAAAGGAUGGUUACCAAACUUGUAUGCUGUUCCUCCAGUGAACUAUCGUGAUGUCACUACACAAUUUGAUGUCGCUUUCGUAUUGAGAGAAGGUACAGAACAUGCAAAACAUGAAGAAAAGUCAGCAGCUACCGCUAAGUGA
Messenger RNA from Haemonchus placei, 759 nucleotides. The record is from the annotation of a GenBank genome assembly. Lineage: Eukaryota; Metazoa; Nematoda; Chromadorea; Rhabditida; Trichostrongylidae.